Molecule: messenger RNA, 1533 nt
Organism: Heteronotia binoei (common prickly gecko)
Lineage: Eukaryota; Metazoa; Chordata; Lepidosauria; Squamata; Gekkonidae
Gene: UPK1A
Product: uroplakin 1A
Exons: 8
Coding region: 466-1221 (251 amino acids)
Cellular component (GO): membrane
Source: RefSeq, a predicted model, not a curated record
GUCAGGGGGUGGGGCCUAAUAUACAAAAGCCCUGGGCCAGACUAUUUGAAAUUUCUUUCCCAUUUAGCUGGCAACCUUCCCUCCAGCUUACCUUUUUGCUUUAUCCCUUAAAUUGUCAAGCUGUUGCUGAACUCCUGCAGGGGAAAUUCUUGUCCUCAGGUUAAUUAUCUCGCUAUGGACCUCACUAUGCUAAAGCCAUCCUGGCUCCAAUCAGCCAACCCAUUCUGGGUGGGGCAUCGCCUAGCUGGCCCAAGAAGAGCAGAAGACAACCAGCCUUUUCUCAACCAGUCCAUCCAGACUCCAAUCCGGAAAAUCCAGUCCAGUCGUCUAACCCCCUCACCCCUUACCUGGGUAAAUGUAUAAAGGGCAGCUCUCAAUCUGCUUUAUCUGGCAGAACGGGUUGGAGUUGGCUAGUAUACAGUGGACAGAAUCUGAGCUGCUGGAAAGGAGCCGUUUCCAGGGAACAUGGCAGAGAAGGGGUCACCGUUUGUUGUGGGCUUGUUGGUGAUGGCUAAUAUUGUGAUUAUGCUUGCAGGGUUAGCCCUAUAUGCUGAGUCUGUCUGGGUGACAGCCGAUCCAUAUAAAGUGUACCCCAUCCUGGGGGUCUCGGGCAAAGAUGAUGUCUACUCGGGUGCCUGGAUCUCCAUCUUCACUGGUUUUGCCUUCUUCUGCGUCUGUGUCUUCGGCAUUAUCAGCCUGGUGCGUGGCAAUCGCCUCAUGGUUUUACUGUAUCUGGUCCUGAUCUUGGUUGUCUACUUGUUUGAAUGUGCAUCUUGCAUCACAGCCUACACUCACCGGGACUUUGUCAUUUCGAAUUCCAAUUUGGUCACCAAACAGAUGCUGACCUACUAUUCUGCAGACACGCACCAAGGCCGGGAGCUCACCCAGAUGUGGGACCGCUUCAUGAUGGAGCAACAAUGCUGCGGCACGAACAGCCCAAUGGAUUGGGUGAAUUAUACCUCAGUCUUCCGCAGCAGGUACCCCGAGGUGGUGGCCCCCUGGCCAUUCUACUGUUGCAAGCGGGAUCCCAACUUCAUCAUCAUCAACGAAGAGGGCUGCAGAAUGGGCCAUAUUGACUACAUCAAUACCAAGGGCUGCUUUGACCACAUCAAACACGCAGUAGACAGCUACGCCUGGGGGGUCUCCUGGUUUGGCUUUGCCAUCCUGAUGUUCACGUGCCCUGUGGUCCUUCUGGCCAUAUACCACUACACCACAAUGUGAGGCACCCCAGCUGGUCAAGGUGCUUUGCAUUGAGUGACGGAAGAGGACCUUAUUUUGCUAGGCAGAGCAAGAGAUCCUCAGCCACCUUUCUAUGGAGACCUCUCUGGGUAUCCUCGUACCCACCAUCACACACCAAAAUGUGUCCUUGAAGACUGACCUUAUCUCCUCCAUCUGGCCAUGGCUGGUCUUGCAUUCUGGCCACUUCAAUUUAUCAUCCUUUCACUGUGGUCUCUUAUGGAGGAAUCUUGACAAUUUCUUUGUAUGCUUUUUUCUGUUCUUCAAAUGUUUCAUAAAUGUGAUUUGAAAGCCUGA